UCAUAUUACGAUUUUGUGUAUCAAGCAGCAAAAAGCAGACGCUAUAAAUGCAUUUAAAGUUCACGUGAUCUACGUUAUCUUUCCAUUUUACUUAAUAUGUAACAAGUAUAACGCAAUGACUUUAUCAAAUUAUUAAAAUUGUUUUCAAGUUGAAUAUUUGGAAAGUAAUAGUUUGGAUAAAAUUACGUACAUUGUUUUUUGUAAAUCGUCACCUUUGAAUAUAAAAAAUAUAAAAGCUUGUUAUAAAAAUGACUAUUCGUCAGUCAGUAUUAGUGAUUGGAAGUGGAGGAAGAGAACAUGCAAUAUGCUGGAAACUUGCACAAUCAGAAUAUGUUGAGCAUAUUUAUGUUGCACCAGGAAAUAGUGGUAUGGUUCAUGAAAAUAAUGUCAAAUUAAUUACAUUAGAUGUUACAGAUAACGAGAAAAUAUGUGAUUGGUGUAAAAAAAAUAGUAUAAGUAUGGUUGUAAUAGGCCCUGAAGAUUAUUUAGCACAAGGACUUGCUAAUCAUUUGAAUAAAAUUAAUAUAUUAUGUUUUGGUCCUCAAAAAGAAGCAGCAAAAAUUGAAUCUGAUAAAAUUUGGUCAAAAAAAUUUAUGAAUCGCCAUAAUAUUCCAACAGCUAAGUGGAGAGGAUUUAGAGAUAGUGAAGAAGCUAAGAAAUUUGUUCAAGAAGCAUCUUUCAAUGCCUUAGUUAUAAAAGCUUCAGGCUUGGCAGCUGGAAAAGGUGUUAUAAUUGCUAAAAACAAUGAAGAAGCUUAUGAAGUUAUUGAUGAAAUAUUGAAUAAUAAAAAAUUUGGUUCAGCUGGUAGUGCAAUUGUUGUUGAAGAACUUUUAGAAGGAGAAGAAGUUUCUAUGUUAGCAUUUACAGAUGGUAAAACUGUAGUAAGUAUGCCUCCAGCACAAGAUCAUAAAAGAAUUUUUGAUGGAGAUCUAGGUCUUAAUACUGGUGGUAUGGGAGCCUAUUGUCCUUGUUCACUUUUGACACAAAAAGAAUUUAAAGAAAUAGAAAAACAAAUUCUUCAAAAAACUAUUGAUGCUCUUAGAAAAGAAAAUAUACCAUUUAUAGGUGUUUUAUAUGCUGGUUUAAUACUUACUUCAGAAGGACCAAAGGUAUUAGAAUUUAAUUGUAGAUUUGGUGAUCCUGAAACACAAGUUAUUUUACCUCUAUUAAAGUCUGAUCUAUAUACCAUAAUGAAAUCAUGUUGUGAAGGAAAUUUGAGCUUAGAAAAUAUUUCAUGGAGGGAAGAUAUUUUUGCUACUGGAGUCAUUCUAGCCUCACGUAAUUAUCCUAAAUCAUCAUCAAAAGGUGAAAUUAUUACUGGUAUUGAAGAAGUAAUUUAUAGGAAUAAUCAUUAUGUUUUUCAUAGUGGAACCAGUAAGUUAUCUCACAGAGAAUUGUUGACAAAUGGUGGUAGAGUAUUAAUCACUGUAGCUGUAGCUUCUUCAUUGGCAUUAUCGACUGUUCAAGCUACAGCAGCAGCUCGUCAUAUUAAAUUUGAUGGAAAGCAAUUCAGAACAGACAUUGCUCAUAAAGGAAUACCAAGAUCGAUUUUACAACAUGGUCAAAUUACAUAUAAAAACAGUGGUGUAGAUAUUGAAUCUGGUAAUUUCUUUAUUUCUCAUAUUAAACCAUUAGUUUUAUCUACUAAACGUAGUGGAACACUUGGUAAUAUUGGAGAUUAUGGUGGUUUAUUUGAUACAAGAGCUGCAGGUUAUAAAGAUCCGAUACUUGUUUCUGGUACAGAUGGUGUCGGUACAAAAUUGAAAAUAGCUUUUGAAUAUAAAAAGCAUAAUACUAUUGGCAUUGAUUUAGUUGCUAUGUGUGUAAAUGAUGUUCUUGUACAUGGUGCAGAGCCUCUGUUUUUUCUUGAUUAUUUUACUUGUGGCUAUUUAAAUAUUGAGACAGCAACUGAAGUUAUAAAUGGGAUAGUUGAAGGAUGUAAACGUGCUGGCUGUUCUUUAAUUGGUGGAGAAACUUCAGAAAUGCCAGAAAUGUAUAAACAUGGAGAAUAUGAUUUAGCUGGAUUUGCUGUAGGGGCUGUUGAAAGAAGUAAUUUAUUACCGAAAUUUGAUGAAAUUAAAUCGAAUGAUAUUAUUAUUGGUUUACCAUCAAGUGGAAUACACAGUAAUGGUUUUAGUUUAAUUCGAAAAAUUUUAAAAAUGAUUAAUAAACAGUACUCCGAUAUAGCUCCUUUUUCAAAAACGGGAAGAACUAUUGGUGAAGAAUUACUAGUACCUACGAAAAUUUAUUCGAAAGCUUUACUUUCUGUAUUAAAAUUACAAUUAAUAAAAGGAUUUGCACACAUUACUGGUGGAGGUUUAAUAGAAAAUAUUCCUAGAAUUCUACCUAAUGGUGUCGGUGCAAUGCUAGAUGCAACAAAAUGGAAUAUUCUUCCAAUUUUCGGAUGGUUAGCUAUUGUAGGCGAUGUUAAAAAAUAUGAAAUGUUAAGAACAUUUAAUUGUGGAAUUGGUGGAAUAAUUAUUUGCUCUUUAGAAAAUAAAAAUAAUGUAAUGGAUCUUUUAAAAUUAGAAAAUCCUGUUGUUAUUGGAAAUAUUAAUUCUCUGAAAGGGAGUCAGCAAAUUGUUGAAGUAAAAUUUUUUGAGAAAUCUAUUGAAUUUGAAAUGAAGAAAUAUGUUCAGCCAUUAAUUGAAAAUAUAUCAAAACCUUUAAAAAAAGUAGGAGUUUUAAUAUCUGGAAUUGGAACAAAUUUGCAAGCCUUAAUUGAUGCCACAAGAGAUCCAGUACAACAUAUUGGCGCUGAAAUAGUUUUAGUAAUUUCAAGCAAAGAUAAUGUAGAAGGAUUGAAACGAGCUAAAAGAGCAGGAAUUAUAAAUAAAGUCAUUAAACAUACAGAUUUUAUAAAUAGAGAAGCAUUUGAUCGGGAAAUUGACAAAGAGCUUGUAAAAGCUGGAGUGGAAAUAGUAUGCCUGGCAGGAUUUAUGAGAAUACUCUCUUCCGAAUUUGUUGCUAAAUGGAGAGGUGCUAUAAUAAAUAUUCAUCCAUCAUUAUUGCCUUCAUUUAAAGGAGUAAAUGCACAUAAGGAUGUUUUAAAAUUUGGAGCUCGUAUUUCUGGCUGCACCGUACAUUUUGUAAUGGCUGAGGUUGAUUCUGGAACUAUUAUUGAACAAGAAUCAGUACCUGUUUUUCCCAGUGAUACUGUACAAACCUUAGAAAAGCGAAUAAAGAUUGUAGAACAUAAAGCAUUUCCAAGAGCUUUAAAAUACUUAGCUACAGAAAAAAUACGAUUAAGAGAAGAUAAUUCUCUUGAAUGGAAAAACUGAAAAUAUA
Molecule: messenger RNA, 3288 nt
Organism: Ceratosolen solmsi marchali
Lineage: Eukaryota; Metazoa; Arthropoda; Insecta; Hymenoptera; Agaonidae
Gene: Gart
Product: trifunctional purine biosynthetic protein adenosine-3 Gart
Exons: 14
Coding region: 249-3281 (1010 amino acids)
Biological process (GO): 'de novo' IMP biosynthetic process; adenine biosynthetic process
Cellular component (GO): cytosol
Molecular function (GO): metal ion binding; phosphoribosylformylglycinamidine cyclo-ligase activity; phosphoribosylamine-glycine ligase activity
Source: RefSeq, a predicted model, not a curated record